AUUGAAGGCUAAUGAGUAGAGGGAAGAGGUAGGGUCGGCAUGGCGGCUGGUUGCUGUGGGGCUAAGAAGCAAAAGUUUAACCAUCAUACAGGUCCUUGUUGCAAUGGAAACUUUUUUCACACAAAUCCGUAUCAACCAUCUCUCUAUCGAAAUGGAAUGGUUAUUUGUAUGGAAAUGUGCUUUUUCUGUUUCGAUGUUUUGUAUUGUCACUUGAACCAGUUUGAAACUCCUAAAACUCCUAAUUUCCCCAACGACAGCUACCCUCUUUUUGUUACCUGGAAGAUAGGAAAAGACAGGAGAUUGAGAGGAUGUAUUGGGACCUUCAACUCCAUGAAUCUACACUCUGGACUCAGGGAAUAUGCAGUGACAAGUGCUUUAAAGGACAGUCGUUUCAGCCCCAUCAGUCGGGAUGAGUUUAACAAGCUUCAUGUCUCUGUCUCAAUUCUCCGACACUUUGAAGAUGGACAGGAUUAUUUAGACUGGGAGAUUGGAAUUCAUGGUAUUCGUAUUGAGUUUACUUCAGACAAAGGCUCCAAACGAACAGCUACAUAUCUUCCUGAGGUAGCUCCUGAACAGGGUUGGGAUCGAAUCCAAACAAUUGACUCCCUACUAAGAAAAGGAGGCUAUAAAGGAAUUAUCACCAAUGAAGUGCGUCGUUCUGUCAGACUAACUCGCUAUCAAAGUGAGAAACUUACUGUAAGUUACACUGAAUAUAAAGAGUACUGGAGAAGCCGGCGCUGCUAACGGUUUCUUCACGCUAGCAUCUUUUAUGGGCUAGCGUGAAACUAGCAAUGCACUUCUUCAUCUGACGCCUAAGCCUUGUGAAAAUGAGCACUUUCAAACAUACAAUAAAAAUAAUAUCCCAGUGCCUCUUCCAUAAAAACUUCUUUUUUUUUAUAUUUGUAUUCAUGGUACUCUUUAGAUAAUUCAGCUGAAACUUGGGUAUAUUUUGCAGACUAACUAGUUAUCAGUUUUAGUAAACUGUUCAUAAUAUGAAAACUUUUUUUUUCUCUCUUUAAUUUAUAAUAAAUUAGUUUUAGAAUGAAAUAAUUAAUUAUAUACUUUAGUAAAAAGUAAUUCACCAGGUUUUUAGAGCUUGCAAAUUUUUAGUUUUUAGCUAAAUUUUACGUGAAUGAACUUAAUAUAUCCAUGAUUUUAUUUAUGAUGUAUCUCAACUUGGUUUUUACACUUAAUGCUUAAAUCUACUUUAUAUGGUAUUUCACAUCGCUUUAAGUACAGUGAAUAAGUGAUAACAUUUUUGCACUUUUGGUGAUUUUUUUGGAAAAAGAUAAGUUUAUAUGCUUUCUGAUGACUGUGAUAGAGGGUAAAGUUAUUUUACUUUUAUACAGUUAUGAUGCAUAUAACAAAAAAACAAAUUUCACACUUGUGUUGUAAUAUCAUUCUGGUUUACAAUACGAGCCAUAACAUUAAAAUUAUAGUGUUUUUGUUUUGUUUGUAUUUUCAGUUAUUUUACUUAACAUGUUUUAAAAAGCAAAGCGCAUUGUGAAAUGAAUGUUUUCUAAAAGUUUAAUUUUUAGAAUAAAGAAGCCUUUAUUUUAAUUAAUAAAAUCCUGGAAAAGUAAAGCUCUAGUUAAAUCAUAAGGCAGAUGUAUAAAAAAAUAUGUUAUAUAUUUUGAAGAUGGAGUCCAUUGAGCCUUGUUUUCUCUUCAUGUUAUAAACUUUUAAGAAUGGAAUAAACUUGGUCUUUAUUUAUUGAUUGAUUUAUUCAGUCAACCUUCUUUAAUAUGGUUAUUUCAGUUAUUAAACAAACUUGUGUAAUUUGUCUUGCAUUAAUUACAGCUGUGUGUGAGACUUUCAAAUGUUAUAGGUCAGUUUUUUAAUAAAUGUUUAAAUUAAUAUUUACUCAAAAACAAACUGAUAUCUUGACAUUCAAGACUUUAAGUUUCCCAUUGACUAAGUUGUGUGUAUUUUAAACUGAAUGAUAUUAUGAAAUCAUUAUAAUGUUUUUCUGAGUAAAGCUUUUCAAAGAUUCAAGUAUACCUGUUGAUAAAAAAUGAAAAGUUGGUUGAUUGUAAACAAAUGAUGAAUGAGAAAAAAGAAAAUUUCACAUUCUCUUUAAAAAAAAAGUGAAAUAUCAACAUUAAAACCAACAGUGUAUUCUAUUCAUUAUGGUGAUGUUCAGUAUUGUUGUACUUAAUUUUUUUGUAGCUCAUUGAUAUUUAGUGAUCUCAUUUUAUGAAAAAGUUCGUAAUAAUGUAUAAUUCUAUAGUAUGCUGUUAGUGGUCAUUUCCAAGGCUAUAGGUAUGUCUUGUCCACACAUCUUCCAUCGUCACCUAAGAAAACCGAGCCACCAGUCUUUCACAUUCUGACAUCAUAAAAGUCCUAGCUUUGACAUGCUUUUAUAACCAUGGGCAUUUUCAGGCUGGACAUUAAGGGGCCAUUUAAAAACUUGCAGUUAUUAAAUAAAAGAGGAAGGAGAUAGGUUGGUCCUGUGUGACAUUAUCUAUGUGGUGGAGUUGUUAGGUCAUGGCUUGGAUGGUGUAACAUCAAAAUUUUGCAAGAUUCCUCAAAUAUGGAGGUUUUAAUUAAGCAACAUUUUUCUAGAGUUUAGUAUACAAUGGACUGUCGUUAAUGUUAUUGGUAACUGUGUGUUCUUUAGGAGACUAUAACCUUUUCUACUUCAGCUAGAUAAGUGCAGGAGGUUUUGUUUUAUCUGUUUUUGCCAGUGUUUGACUGCAGGUCAAAAGGAAUUAAGAGUUAGACACUGAUAUUCAAAUGUGACACUAAAUUUUUUUAUAUAUUGUGUUAGCCGUCAGAAAGGUAAUAAAAUGCAAUAAACCUAGUUAGAUUAAAAAUAUACAGAUCCAGCAUGGCAUGUGCUUCUAUAUGAGGUAUUGAGAAGCUGUACAAGUACAUUGUUAUUUGAGCUAUGUAAUUGAUAAUGAUGUUAUAGUGUAAUAGUAAACAUCUGUGUAGUACCUGCACAAUAUGAAGCUGAAUGUUGUAUGAAUUACUAGAGCAACCUAAAAUUUAUAAUGGACAGAUGAACUGAAAAGCUUCAAUCGUAUACUUAUAAGCUUAUGCUGGUAUACAAGUUUGUUUGUAUUUUUAUAUAAUGUGAACAACUUGUAUGCCUUGGGUAUUGUUUUUUAUUUUCUUUGAAAAUCUUUUUUAUGUGUAUUUGAAUUGUUAACCAAGAGCUACAAAAUAACUUAAUAUUUUGGGAAUGCUUUAAACAAGCGCUUAGUAUUCACUAUAAAGUCUGCAUAUUUGAUAGAAUAAGCAUUGGAUUUAAAAAAAAGUGUGGUAGUUAAACUAAUGAUUGACUUGCUGUGGUACUGUUCUAUAUCAUGAAAGAAAUACGUAUACACUGCCCAUUUGUUACCCUUAUGUUUGACAGAAUAUUUGUUGUUAAGAAAAAAAUAGCUAAUUAUUGAAAUAUUUUAAACUUGUAUCUUUCCUGUUAAACAUAAUUGUUUAAAAUAAGUUGACCUGUGUUCGUAAACCAUGUUCCCACUAAGGACACCUUUGUUUACUAAAUAUUUUUCUAUAAUUUCAUAUUUGACUACUAAUGUCCUACCUGUUAAUGGUGAGAUAUGUAGUGCUGUGUUCAAGUCAUUAUGUCUUAAGUUGUCAGAUGUUUUUUAAAAUCAAAUAAGUGAAGAAACUUUUUUUUUUCUAAUAAAUUGUAAAAGUCCUGGAUAAAAGCUAAGAAAAACUGUCAUCCAUGUGACACAUUUAAUCAUGAUUUUGUUAGUGGAUACCUAGGAAUGUAUUUCCUAGCUAGUUUUUGUUGGUGUUUAUUGUAUGCAUAUCUAAAAGUGCUUCUCCGUACACAUCAAUGAAGACAUAUAAAGUAACUAAAAGUCUGAUUUACAUUUUUGGAAGAGUUAUAAAACUGUUAAGAGUGUGAAAGUAUAAAAUGGGUCUAAUAUAAAUGAAGUAUACUCUGUUUUCAUUGAUCUUAACAUAAUAUUUUGUGACACAUUCAUAAACAUUGUCAUUCCAAAUAUUUCGAAUGUAACCUAAGAGAAACACUGUUAAUUUAGUUUAGCAUUGUAGUUGUGCCAAUUUUUUGGUGUAGGUUUUGUUUUUGCACAUUCUUGAUAGUGUGGUAGCAAUAUUUUUAUAAUUUUAACUAAAUUCAAAAUUGAGUUAUACCAAAAGUAGAGAAAAGACUGAAUCUGUCUUUUUCUUUUUAUUUCACAUUGAAGAAAAGUAGAGAUGGUUCAUCGUAUUAUUUCUUAAUUGUUUUUAUUUGUUGGUUUUUGCUGAAUAUUAGGAGUUUUCUCACAAAAAGCAACUGAUUUGCUUUAUUGUUUACCAUCUUUAUCUUGGACAAAAGAAAAUUGUAGAAAGGUAGAUGUGUAUACUUCUAAGGUUUAGAACUUAUCAUACUUGGUAAUACUGGAUGUGGUGGUAUUUGUUUGUUCUUACUCAUGUAUCUGUUGGUAAAUGCCAAAAACCAUGAGAAGCAAUACUUAUGUUCAAAAAUACUUUUUGGAAGCCCUGCUUUUGAUGAAGAAAGCACAAAUUAUCUAUAAUUGACUUUAGCUCUCAUAAGUUGAGUGUUCAGCCUUUACUUGUGCACUGUUUUGUUACAUUUUUUUUUUUUUACAAUUACCAAAUUCUAUGAUCACAAAUACUUUGUUAUAAAGAGACCUGAAGUGCAGCCUGUGUUUUUUACAUUUCAAAUAUUUUCCUGAAACUAGGGGGAAAAAAAAAGACAAGGUAGUGAAAGCAGGUUGAUCGAGUGUUGCUAAAAAUUAUAAACAUACUCUUAUGAAUCUGUGAAAUAGAUUAAAAUAGUAGAGUACUAUUGCAAAAUAACUGAAAACUAAUUACAAAUUUUGCACUCAUUGUCCAGGUAGUGUGACACCCAGAAUCUUUAGAUGUACUUUUGUAUUCGAUUUUUGAGUUGCUUGUAUAACUACUCUGAUUAGCAUUACUGCAUCAAAAUAUAAAACAUGUAGAUGAUUGAUAGUAGGUCACCUUUAGUUAGAAUUCCAAAGAAAAAAUAAACAUUAUUGGUGGUACCAUAUUUUAAGGCAAUGUAAAAUAUUCUAAACAUUUCCGUAUUUAGUGACCAGCUUUCCUUAAAGCCCUGUAGUUUAAGCAUAUUAAUAUUCUGGCAGAUAGUACAAAAUAAAACUAACUUGAAAUUGUAUUUGAACAUGUUUAAGUGAAUAUAAUUAGGCUUACUUAAAUAAUUUGAAGAGUUUUUGAACAUUUGAAAUACACUUUUUAAUACUUUGUUAUUUAAUUGUUUAAUCUUUCUGUUUUCCUUUUGAGGUGUGGAUUGCUAUGCUGAUAUGGUGUCUGUUUUAUAUUUUUCUCCGAGCUCAUUUUUAGGAAUUCAGCCUUUAAUGAUGUUCAGGUUAUGGUUUUGUACUUUUGUUAUUGACAAUCUUAUUGGGUGUUGUGUGACAAGGUUUUCUUAACACUAUAAUAUGUCUUAACACACAGAAGUUUAUUUGUUUUUCUUUUUAGAGAGCAGAUGAUUUUCCUGCUAGAUGAGUAUGAAUGUCAUCAUGACUUGAUAUAAUUGCAUACUGUAGUAACUUGUAUAUGGGGAUACUUAAUCACUAGAUCACCUGCAAAUGAGUUUUUAGACAAAAAACACAGGUUGAUUGCCUUGCAGUGCAUUCAAAUGUUUGUAUACUUGAUUAAGAGUGAAAAGGUACAUAACAUAAUAUUAGUAAAUUAAGGUAAUCCCUUUUGUGCCUGAAAGGCAGAUGGGGCUGAUGCUUAACUGUGGUUUCCAUUGAUAAAAAAUGGUGACACAUUCACAGAACAUCACAAAAAAAGUUAUUAUCUUGUACACAUUUUUCAACUGGAUAGAUACAAACAACUAGGCACAAGCAAAGUUUGAAUUCACAGUUUUGCAAAUAUAAAUCAAAAGAACUAACCAAUAAGCCACACUGUUCUUAUAUUAUCUUAGUGGUGUGCCAUUAACAUAAGAUAUUAUGUAGUGUACACUUUUCAGUAAAAAAAAUAUAAAAAAGUGACUACUACCUCAAACUUGGAUAAGUAGUUAAUAUACAGGGCCACAUAUAACCUUUCUGCAUUCUCUGCAAGAUCUAUAUAUGAGUUAUUCUAUUAUUUUCAUUUCUUUUGAUUAUCUUAGAUAAUUAUUAUUAUUGAUGUUUUGUGCUUUUUCCAUCAUCAGCAAGAUGGCUUUUUUUCUUUUUUCCUAUCAUUUUCAGAACCUUAUUAUUACAAGGGUAUGGAAAAAGAUCAAUCUCUUUUUCUUUCAUUUCUCUGAAAGACUGUCAUUUGGAGAUUUCUUGAUUGUUCAAUCAAACAAAUUUUAGAAUUAUAUAAUUCAAAUUCAAUAAUGAAUUACUGUUUAUUAGCAUCACCUGUUGAGUAUUUUAUAAUUGUAACUUAAAAGGAAUUAAAAGAUGCAUUGACUUAGUGAUUUUCAAAUUGUAGCACUACAGUAUCUGAUUUUAGAAAUAUGAUAUUGGUCAUUAUUUUAAUAAACAUUUAGUACAGUAGUAUCUAAUGUUAAAGAUAUGAUAUAAGUGCAAAAGGUAGGCUACAAAUAAAUAAAUAAGUAUUAAAAAAAAUGGGGUCAGGAUAAGCAAAAGUCUUAGAAUCUCUUGUGAAAAUGGUUUGAUCCAAGUGUAUACAAUUGUCAUAAAGUUUAAUACAUUGGUUUUUUCAGCAUUAACCUAGACAGUAGAAAAGGUUCAAAAGUUACCGAGUUAAAAUGUAGAUUAAGGAAAAAACUUUUUUUCAAUUAUGCACCUGGAAAGAUGUUUAGGAAAAUCUUUUUGUAGUUUACAUAUUAAUUUUUGACAGUUUCUUUGAAUUUUUUAUAUUUGUAUGUUAAAAUAGAUAAUAAUAAUGUUGUACACAACUUCAGUGUUUUUUUUUUUUUUUGAUUUAGAAGUAUUGUUCAAAUAUCCAAUUUUUCAAGGAUCUAAAGUUACAUAUUUUAAUACUUUCAAUUGUUCAACCUG
Molecule: messenger RNA, 6929 nt
Organism: Limulus polyphemus (Atlantic horseshoe crab)
Lineage: Eukaryota; Metazoa; Arthropoda; Merostomata; Xiphosura; Limulidae
Product: AMME syndrome candidate gene 1 protein-like
Exons: 5
Coding region: 40-744 (234 amino acids)
Source: RefSeq, a predicted model, not a curated record